CAAUACCAUCAGCUACGUCGAUCGUUUCAUCCCCUCAUCCUCAUUGGCUGGAAGCGUCUAGAGGAAGGCCCACCUCAAGAUCCUAGUGUAACAUUUCCUUCAACCGUAUUUCAAUCUACUACGCAACUGAACCAUACGGACAAAGAAGGUGCUUUGAAAGAGGGGUGAAGAUGGAUGUUUUCAUGAAGGGGCUUUCUAAAGCUAAAGAAGGUAUGGCAGUGGCCGCCGAGAAAACUAAGGAAGGCGUUGCGGUCGCCGCGGAGAAGACCAAGGAAGGCGUGAUGUUCGUGGGCAACAAGACCAAAGACAGUGUUGCAACAGUGGCUGAGAAGACAAAAGAACAAGCCUCACACCUGGGAGGAGCUGUGAUGUCUGGGGCGGGAAAUAUCGCUGCUGCCACGGGCCUGGUGAAAAAAGACGAGUUCCCCACUGACAUGAACCCUGAGUUUGGUCAAGAAGCCACAGAGGAACCAAUGGGCGGAGGUCUCAUGGACUCUGAGGGACAGACAUAUGAUGAAACUCAGCAGGACAACCAAGAUUACGAGCCAGAGGCAUAAGCAUCACAUUCCAAGUCUGAGUCCAGCCAGCAGCACAAAAAGUUUAUAUCAAUAACAAGUACAAAUCCUAAAUACAUCACAAUAAACCCUGUUGCAAAAAAGACAAAAAAACAUAAAUAUAUAUUCCAGUUAAUCCUGCCGAGAAAUGUUCUUCCUAUCAGAUAUAUAUACUUUUAUUAUGAUCUAUUGUAAAUGUCAUGUUUUGACAGUAACGUGUUGGAUGUAGCUCUAUGCUGACUGCCGGGGGGCGCUCUUAUCUCGUUUCCUUGAUUCCCUCCCAAUGAAACGAGACCCGCUCCCCCCAUUGUGACUAUUUGUACUUGUGUACCUGCAUUUCUAUAUGUGUAAUAGAUGUUUCAGAUCUUCCAAUAGGAUAUUGGGGAUUAAAUAUCUUCGGGUAAAUAUGAUAUUAUAUAUAGACGUGUGCAAUGCCUGUUUGUGAGAUUUUCUUUUUUAUUUAUUUAUUUAUUAUGACGGCAAGUCGUUUAUUUAAUGUUUUUGAAGUAAGAGUUUUAUACAUCGUAGCUUUAUAGUUGCUUGUGAUAUCAUUCCAGUGGAUUAUUUGUUAGAAUUGGGCAAUUUGUAUUCGUUUGUGCGUAUGUAUGCGUCCGUGUACUGAAGAUUUUAAAGGUAGUGUAUAUGUGUCUUGAAAUGUUUAUGGAUGUCAGGUCAACAUGUGCUUUACGAUGCUGGAAAAGUCAAUAUUGUCAUUCAAGACAAGUGAAUCCUCUGUAAAUAAAAAACAAAACACAA
Molecule: messenger RNA, 1310 nt
Organism: Misgurnus anguillicaudatus (oriental weatherfish)
Lineage: Eukaryota; Metazoa; Chordata; Actinopteri; Cypriniformes; Cobitidae
Gene: sncb
Product: synuclein, beta
Biological process (GO): synaptic vesicle endocytosis; chemical synaptic transmission; synapse organization
Cellular component (GO): neuronal cell body; axon terminus; cytoplasm
Molecular function (GO): cuprous ion binding
Source: RefSeq, a predicted model, not a curated record